Drosophila busckii is the source of this 1346-nucleotide messenger RNA. Its product is annotated as L-lactate dehydrogenase. Gene Ontology annotation, molecular function: L-lactate dehydrogenase (NAD+) activity. Lineage: Eukaryota; Metazoa; Arthropoda; Insecta; Diptera; Drosophilidae. Gene Ontology annotation, cellular component: cytoplasm. Gene Ontology annotation, biological process: carboxylic acid metabolic process. The transcript has 4 exons. The coding region runs from base 150 to 1148 and encodes 332 amino acids. The record is from RefSeq and is a predicted model, not a curated record.
AGUCUCUCAGGCACAAACAGUUCGUAAAGAGCGCGCAAACAGAACGGAACGUCGACGACCUCAACAUACGAAUAGAAGCGCCCAAAAUUAUAUAUCCAGUGAAUUAUAUACAUAUAGUCCGCCAGCAAGUGAAUAUCAUAUAAAAAACAAUGGCCACCAUAAAAGACUCUCUAUUGGCUCCAGUUGCCGAGGUGCUGCCAAGCUCUGGCAAUAAGGUCACCAUUGUGGGCAUUGGUAUGGUCGGCAUGGCCAGCGCCUUCAGUAUUCUGGCCCAGGGCAUCACCAAAGAGGUAUGCCUCAUCGAUGUCUGCGCCGACAAGCUGCAGGGCGAGCUCAUGGAUCUGCAGCAUGGCUCCAGUUUCCUCAGGAAUCCCCAUAUCACGGCCAGUACUGACUACGCCAUCUCGGCCAAUUCGCGCCUCUGCAUUGUCACCGCCGGAGUGCGCCAGAAGGAGGGCGAGUCCCGCCUCUCGUUGGUGCAGCGCAACACUGACAUUCUCAAGCACAUCAUCCCCAAGCUGGUGGAGUACAGUCCCGAUACCAUUUUGAUGAUGGUCUCUAAUCCAGUGGAUAUUAUGACCUAUGUGGCCUGGAAGCUGUCGGGCCUGCCCAAGAACCGCGUCAUUGGCAGCGGCACCAACUUGGACUCCUCCCGCUUCCGCUUUGUCAUGUCGCAGCGUCUUGGAGUUGCACCCACUUCCUGUCACGGCUGGAUCAUUGGCGAGCACGGCGACAGUUCGGUGCCCGUCUGGUCCGGCGUCAACAUUGCCGGCGUGCGUCUGCGUGAGCUGAACCCCAAGCUGGGCACCAGCGAAGAUCCCGAGAAGUGGAACGAGCUGCACAAGCAGGUCGUCGACUCGGCCUACGAAGUCAUUAAGCUAAAGGGCUACACCUCCUGGGCUAUUGGCCUCAGCACAGCCUCCUUGGCCGCUUCCAUCUUGCGCAACACAAGCAGCGUAGCCGCCGUCUCCACAUCCGUCAUGGGUGAACAUGGAAUUGAUAAGGAUGUGUUCUUGUCCCUGCCGUGUGUGCUGAACGCCAACGGCGUCACCUCGGUGGUCAAGCAGAUUCUUACCGACACCGAAAUCGAGCAGCUGCAGAAGUCUGCCAACAUCAUGGCCGAGGUACAGGAGGGCUUGAAGUUCUAAACACUAAUUUGUUAGAGCAAAGCGAGCUAAUCUUAUUGUUAGUCCAAUUGUAAGAGCAACAGGGGUGCAUCAAUAUGCAGUGAGAGUAUUUAUCACAGAUCCCAACGUUUUUAUUAAUAGUGCAUUUCUCACAAGAUUUUUAUUUUAAAAUAUUUGUGUUCGUAAAUAAAUUGAAAGUGCUUAAGUUUUAUUUUUAAA